Suillus bovinus is the source of this 1675-nucleotide messenger RNA. RefSeq lists its product as uncharacterized. The coding region runs from base 50 to 1243 and encodes 397 amino acids. Lineage: Eukaryota; Fungi; Basidiomycota; Agaricomycetes; Boletales; Suillaceae. The transcript has 3 exons. The record is from RefSeq and is a predicted model, not a curated record.
GCAAAACUGAUACUUCAGUUCAGUCUCUUUUACUUACCCUCACUAUCGCAUGAUGUGGGAGCCAGAGCUCCCGCGACCGUUGCCAGCGUGCUUCCUCCAAGAAGUCUUUUCCACACCACCGAUCUACGACCUCAUUUUAUGCGAUCUGAGCCCUCGCACCCUCGUGUGGCUUUCGCGCACAUGUCGUUGUGCACACGAGGCCGUAACUCACUUUAUACGCCGUGCGUACAACAUCAAUCGACACUUGUCUCGUUAUUUCCCGGAUCCCCUUGCAUUUCGAUCCCUCCAAGCACGCACCGGACUGAUCAUUUCAGGCUCCAAUGCGUUGCAGUUCCUUGAUAGGAGCUUUUAUCCCGAAUCAGACCUUGACCUCUACGCUCAUCCUGGUCACGUUCACGAGGCGCUAGAGUGGCUGGACUCUGUUGGGUAUACAUACCAACCUGAAGCGUGGCAACAGAAGGACUGGCAUGACGAAGUUUCAGCUGACUGGGACGGUACAACAAGAAGAGUCAACCGACACGGAGAAAUGAUGCUCAAUGGUGUACCAGACCCCAUGUACUCUGAAGUCGCAGGUGUUUACACGUUCACGCGCUCUGUGGAUAUGGAUACAGAGAUGGCGAUGCUUAAGGUUCAGGUUAUCGCAACAAAGUGCAAUCCUGUCCAGACUAUCACGCAAUUUCAUUCAACUUGCGUGAUGAAUAUCAUUACGUUCGAUGCAGCUUUCUCUUUUUACCCAGUCGCAACCUUCGAGGAGCGAAUGGCUAUCCGAAUUCCCGGGUCGAACCAAUUGGAUGCCGUCGCAAAGUAUCUGCGGAGGGGUUGGAGAGUCUAUGCAGUGUUCGGGCCGGAACAUGUCACUUAUCCCCAAUUAUUUCUUCUGGACGAGAAGAGGUGGGUGGGUGAUUGUCACUGCUGGUCCAUUCCUCUGGACACUACGGGGGUCACGCCCCGCCCAGUAUUGUCCACAUCCUCCGAACGCUUUUCCUGGGACCCCUCAGUUCAUAAUGGUUGGAUAAUGGAAUGCGAAGGCGAUUCCACCCCUCAAGUACCAAAAAUUCGCACCCAUUUAGUCAUGACCACUGUUUUCCGUUAUAACUAUAGCUUCCCUGACACCGAGCUUGCCAAGGCAAUUUGUAGAUGGUCGCUCUCCCAGGGCAGCUUUAACCACACAUGGUUAACAAGACAGAAUUGGAUAUGGUUCGACGCUGAAAUUCCAAGGUUCCGGAGAGCUGAGUGCUCAUAGGCAGUAAGGCUUCAAAUGUACGAAUUAUUGGAGAAGAUGAAACAUGUAUUGUUGGGUACAAUUUUUUUUCAUGACAGCUAGCUGCUGAUUUUCAAAAUGCCAACCCUCACAUUUGUUGGUCGAACACGAGGUGAGACCUUUCAGUGAUGUCGAUCGUAGUAUUAAGACAUCAGACAAGUCGAAUUUUGGUGAAAUGACGUUCGCGACGAGCUCUGGUCAUGACCUAAACAGCCAGGACUGAACAAAUAUUGAAGUGCAGCUCAGCGCUCAGCAUCCAAGGCCACCCCUGAUAUGGCAAUGGAUAAUCCACCAACAAGUACAAUUCGUUGCCACCUCCGUUUAUCGAAUCAUUGGAUAAUACUGUGAGUGGGAGUCUUGAAAUCACGAGGACAUCUGUAAUCUUGUUUCUUCACACCCACAAAUGACAAUUUC